Molecule: messenger RNA, 855 nt
Organism: Humulus lupulus (European hop)
Lineage: Eukaryota; Viridiplantae; Streptophyta; Magnoliopsida; Rosales; Cannabaceae
Product: auxin-responsive protein SAUR21-like
Exons: 1
Coding region: 125-427 (100 amino acids)
Biological process (GO): response to auxin
Source: RefSeq, a predicted model, not a curated record
CACUAAGUCAUAAACUCCCACAUACAAGCACUCAAGCCUUUCAACACUCUCUACAGCCAAAACUUUCUCUCCCACAAGGCAGUAGUCUUGAGCUUCAACCUUCUGCUAGCUAAGAUUUUCAAACAUGGCUAUCAGAUUGCCUGGAAUUUUGAAUGCUAAGCAUAUCUUGCGCCGCUCGAGUUCUUCUCAAAGCCAUGGAGUUUCAACGCCGAUCGACGUUCCCAAAGGCUACCUUGCAGUGUAUGUUGGAGAGGACAAAAAGAAGAGACAUGUUGUUCCAAUAUCUCUGCUGAAUCAGCCUUUGUUUCAAGAACUGCUGAGCCAAGCAGAGGAAGAGUUCGGAUUUGACCACCCAAUGGGUGGCCUAACAAUCCCUUGCAAAGAAGAAAUCUUUCUUGAGGUUGCUUCAAGAUUGAGUGGAUUGUAGUAACUCAUGUCUAUCUAAAAAAAAUUAGUAGACACAAUUUUGUAAAACUAAGUACUUUUUUUUUUCUUUCUUUUACUUUUUUUUUUCUUCCCUCGUUUCUUCUUUUUUUCACAUGAGAAGAAUGAGGUUGGAAUUGCCUUAAUGAGAAAGAGAGAGAGCUGUGGAUAGAUAUUGCUCUCCUCCCAUCAUAUUUAUGUAUUUUGUAAAAGAAAGUGAUUCAUCAAAUUUUAGUUACUUUCUGUUACAUGAAAAAAUCUCUUGUUCUACUUUCUUUAAAAUACGUUCCAACCAAACAAAACUCUAUCCCUUAUCUUGACACUAAAUUUAAAUUGUAAAGAAGUUUUAUUAAAAUUUACUCAAAAAAACUAGUUGCUAAUAUCAAAGGAUAUUUAUAUAUAAUCCAUGUGAAGUGGCAUUAUUCCUCUUGA